UGCUUUGCGGGUGUCCGUCUUCCGUGCUCAGCCGGCUCAGCAUUGCGUCAGCCCAGAGGCAGACAGGUGCUAUUUCCGAGAACUCCGUUUCUCGUGUCUGCGCGCGUGCGUGCCGGCGAGCGACAAGAGGUGCGGGUUGAGAUGGCAAACGGGCUCGAGGAGGAGGGCCUGUUCGCGAGGGACAUGCCCACCGUGGCGCCGGAUCUCCUUACAGACAUACUGUGCGUGCUGGCACAACAAAACGACGACGCUGUCCGAAACCCCGAGGACUUCCUGGACCACCUGGCCCCGACCGACACCGUGGAGCUGGUGUUCCGGAGCUGCAGCCACCUCAACCUGCCCUUGUUUGUCCAGUUCAUGGCCGUCGAAUACCUCGACAGGUUCUUGGUGAAGCACGUGCGUGACCUGCGCAGUCAGCUGGGCUUGCCGGGUUCCAGCGUGUCCUGGGACUCCGUCAUGACCAGGCUCAAGGACCAGGUGCUGCUGCGGGUCCUCUCGUGUGUGCAGAUUGCCAGCAAGAAGUUCUACAGCUCCAGGGUGGUGAGCAUCAACGCUGUUCGGCGCUUCCUGAGGAGCGCCAGCCAGUCGUACAGCGCGGCCAGCGUGCUCCAGUCCGAGAAGCGGGUGCUGAGCACGCUCCAGUUCCGCGUCGAGUUCCCCACACCGCUCGUCUACCUCGAGGUCCUCCUGGACGUCAUCGGGCACAACGACCCGAGCUUCGAGGGCGAGGAGGUGUACCCGGCAGCCGUGAGGGUGUUGCAGGGAUUCUACCUGAUGCGGAUCCAGGUGUACGACAUGGCGCUCAGAGACCUGCUCCCGGACGGAGCUGCCUGCGACGACCGCAGGAGAAGGAUGGUGCGAGCCUUCAAGGCCGAUCAGCUGCUCCUGGCCUCUGCGAUCAUCCUGUCCGCCGUCCAGCUCACGUUUCCUUGCAAAUACAAGCGGGUGCUGGGCCACAUGCACCUGGUGACGCGCCUCGCCAAACGCGAGUUGCAGAGCCUGAGCAGCAUCCUGAUGGCCGUGCUGUCUAGCGAGGCUGGCCCGGCGACAGAGUAGGACCACGCCUUGGGCCCUGAGACUUCCAUUUUUCCCGCAGCGUCAGCGACGCCCGAAACACGGCCGGGCGGUCGCCCCACAUCGUCUGAACCAGUGGUUCUCAAAGGGGGGUCCGCGGACCCUUUGGGGUCCGCGAAUGCAUUCUAGGGUUUCGCAAAGCCGUGCCUCAUCAUUGAAGCCCGGCAAUAAAGGUUCUCUUUUAUUCAGA
Ixodes scapularis (black-legged tick) is the source of this 1264-nucleotide messenger RNA. RefSeq names its product cyclin N-terminal domain-containing protein 1. The transcript has 7 exons. The record is from RefSeq and is a predicted model, not a curated record. Gene Ontology annotation, biological process: reciprocal meiotic recombination. Gene Ontology annotation, cellular component: site of double-strand break. Bases 142 to 1056 code for a protein of 304 amino acids. NCBI's taxonomy places the organism in Eukaryota, Metazoa, Arthropoda, Arachnida, Ixodida, Ixodidae.